GGCCGUUCUAUACAAUUGGGAGAGAAAUGGCGGCGGGCUUGGGUGGGCACCAGCCUUGGUACUCGAGGACCGCUGUUCCGUCAACGCAGCUGAACCGCAGCCUGGAAAGGGUGCUGGAGGAGGCUGUUCAUUCGGGGAUUCUCAAUCUAAGCGGGCGGAAGCUUAAGGAGUUCCCUGCCGUCAACUACGAUUUGACAGAUACGGUGCAGGCAGAUCUCUCAAAGAACAGAUUUAUUGAAAUUCCACAAGAGGUUUGUUUGUUCGCACCACUGGAGACAUUACAUUUGUAUCACAAUUGCAUUAAGUGCAUUCCAGAAACAGUUGUUAAUCUGCAAAUGCUAACUUUUCUAAAUAUUAGUCGAAAUCUUCUAUCAACAUUGCCAAAAUAUCUGUUUAAUCUUCCACUUAAAGUUUUAGUUGUGAGUAACAAUAAGCUAGUUUCCUUACCAGAGGAAAUUGGAAAGCUUAAAGAUCUAAUGGAAUUGGAUGUUAGCUGCAAUGAGAUUCAAAUCCUUCCUCACCAAAUGGAAAAGCUUCAGUCACUUAGAGAAUUAAAUAUUAGAAGAAAUCAUCUGCAGGUAUUACCUGAAGAAUUGGCCGAACUUCCCCUCGUAAAAUUAGACUUUUCCUGCAAUAAAGUGACCAAAAUACCCACCAGUUUUAGAAAGCUCAAAUACCUUCAGGUUAUAAUAUUAGAUAACAACCCAAUGCAAUCUCCUCCAGCACAGAUUUGCCUCAAAGGAAAAGUACAUAUAUUCAAAUUCCUCAAUAUUCAAUCAUGUCGCAUAGACAAGAAGCCAGAUUCUUUGGAUCUUCCCUCUUUGGAUAAGAGAGCACAUCCUCAAGCUCUGACGGACAGCAUGGAAGAUUUUUAUCCAGUUAAAAACCAUGGUCCUGAUUCAGGCAUUGGUAGUGAUAAUGGUGAUAAGCGGUUGUCUACAACUGAACCCUCAGAUGAUGAUACAGUUAGCAUACAUUCACAGUUAUCUGAAAUAGCCAAGGACAUUCCUCUGAAAUCAGACAAUCAUUUAACUGGAAAUAAAGUGAAUUCCCAUAAAAGCUCAGUGGAUCAGGAGCAUUUUGACUUUAUUGAGAAUGCAGAAGAAGAAGAAACACCAUCAUCUGAAACAGAUGUUCAUCUAAGUGCUCCGUUUGUGACCUGUAUAAAAGACCAAGGAAAGCUGCCUGAAAAAUCACAGCUUAUGGAAGAAAAUAAUUGGGAAGAUAAACCAAGGCGCUCAAGUGAAAUGCAACAAAUAUUUCGAGAUGAGGAUGAGUUGAAGGAAGUUAUGGAUUUGCGUAAAAUAGCAGCUCAAAUAUUACAGCAGGAACCACAGAACAGACGGAGGCCAGUAACUUUUAAAGCAUCAUUCAAUGAAAACUUUAUCCAGAGGAGAAGGGCAGCAGGACCAGGAUCAAGACUGUUAAUACACUCAUCAUUAAGUGGAAGAGACAAGAAGAAAAAAACAUUGGAAUCUAAUAGUAGAUCAACAGAUAAAAUAGAUUCACCAGGAUCACUCUUCAGCUGUCGGUCAACAGGUGUUUCUGACGAAGUUGAUAAACAAGAUGUGAAUAAUACAGAUCUAAAGUAUGGUGAGGUGCAGCGACCUGUAGAAUGGCAUCAUGAAGAAAGGAGACACAUUAAGCAGAUCAGAAAAGAUCAGAUGAAGCAACUAAAAUCCUCAAAAAAGAAUAAAGAGGAAUUUGCAUAUGAAAAUGAGUCAGAUAUUGAAACUACAUCCAUGCCUUCGACAUCACCUGUUCAGAUCACAUCCUCUUCCCCUUCUGUCCAGGUUAUACGUAGCCAAUCUUUUGAGGAGGAAGGUAGGUUCAUUGCCUUCUCCACACCACCCUCAGCAGUACCUUUUGGUCUCAAACCUCGAUCUGCUUUCACCCGUCCAUCUCGUCAGGAAUUUGGAGCUAUGGACCCAGGAUUUACUAUUCGAAGGAAGAUGGAACACCUAAGAGAAGAAUUGGAACAGAUUAGGCAGCUUAAACAGAACCUUGAAUUAAGAUUAAAAGUAGUUUUACCAGAAGACAUCGGCGCAGCAUUAAUGGAUGGGGUGGUACUGUGCCAUCUUGCCAAUCAUAUUCGUCCACGAUCAGUGGCCAGCAUCCAUGUCCCAUCACCAGCCGUGCCUAAACUGAGUAUGGCAAAGUGCAGAAGAAAUGUUGAAAAUUUUCUUGAGGCUUGCAGAAAACUAGGAGUUCCAGAGGAUAAACUUUGUCUGCCUCAUCAUAUAUUGGAAGAACGUGGAUUGGUGAAAGUGGGUUCAACAGUUCAAGCUCUACUUGAAUUACCUACAUCUAAACAUACGCAGUUAUCUGCUGUGUAAUUGAUGUUUCAGUUCUUGGCCACUUAUAUAGUUAACACAUUCAUAAUUUCUGUUGUCUAGUGAAGUCCAAACAAGGCUAUAUUCAAAACUCGUGCUGUGGCAAUAACAUUUAACUUGGCACUUUUCUUUUUAAAACAAAAUUCAGUCUCAUAAAUUUCACUGUUUAAACAGUAACUUGUAUAAAAUAGCAGUGUUUGUCUGCCUGGGCAGAUAAUUUCACCCAACUUGCCAUAGCUACCAUACCAUAAAGAACAAGUUACUUGGUCUUUGCACAAUGUCCAUAAACCAGAUGCUCCUUCCACCAAUAUUUAAAAAGUGAAUACAUUAUUGUGACCUCAUCCAUUUAAAUGUUCAUACUGUUAGGAAGUUCUGCUCCCUCUAGAUGUACAAAAUUUUUUGUUCAUUUAACCCACUCUUGCAGAAAAAUCUUAUUUGGUGCCAUAAAGAUCUUUGAAUCAGUUUUUUGUAUAAUCUGACCACCACAUGUUGCCUUCCUAUUUGUGAUUUUUAUCUAGAUAUGUAAGUUGAUCAAUUUUAAAUUCAGUUGUUACUCCAUGUUUUUUUAAGAGCUACUGGAUUUUUCUACCCUUUUUGGCUACCAUUUCAUGGAGAACUAAUAUAAAUUUAUUGCCAAGAAACUUUUCAGUUUUAAACAUUAUUGACUUUAUAAUUUCCUUGAGAAAUGUCAGGUUUGCUUAUACUGGUUAAGACUGGCUAACACCAAAGGGUUGGAAGCAUUCUUGGCUUCCAUGUUGUGUGAUGGGUUUCUUCAAACCGAGGAAAACUUCAAUAAUUAAUUCAGUAAAACUGCCUGCAAUUCCUAAAUUAAGAAUUGUGCAAAGCUACAGGAGACAUGAAACGUUCUUAUAAACUUGUAUAUCUGAUCAUUGCACAGAAAAGGACUUUUGGACAAUAUGAUAUGGUGUUGGAUGCUAAGCUAUGAGCAGAUGCUAAACUCUGACCGUUGGCAUUAAUUGAGAUAAUAGACAGUCUUAAACAAACCUUUCAGCUUGUAGCAAGCCAUUUGCUGGUUAACCAAGGCAUCAUUCAAAACUGCAUGUGCUCUUCAUUUUUUUUUCUAUUUUUAUAUCAAUAAGUUUGAAGACUGCCUGUAGUAAAUUUUAUUACUGACCUUUUCAACCUUUUUCAUAAAGAGAGCAUCUAAUCUUGUUAGUAAAUGUUUUUAGACAGUGCUCUUUGGUUUGAAAUCCACAUGUAAGGAAAACUGAUUACUAAUAAACACUAACAGGGUGAUUACAAGUGGUUACAAUUAAGUCCAAGUUUCCGUAGUGAAACUUUUCCUCUUUAAAGCCUAGUACAUUGCAAGAUUAUGGUAAUCUAUUAUGAACAAAGUACCUUUUGAACAAGCAUUUGCUUAUUUUUUAAAUAUGUAGAUACUCCAUGUGAUUUUAGUAUUUACCUUCUGGACAUAAUUUAGAGCCUUCACUGAAUCCAGUUGCACCACUCGGGAUUUAGGAGUGUAAAAGUUAAAAUCCAGGCAAGAUAUGAGAUUCAUCUACUAAAACUGAGACAAAAGCAACCUAAAGUAACAAGGUGUACAAAAAAGGAAGGUACAGUUGUCAAAAAAUGUUUAGACAAUUAUUUGUUUAUCACUUAGCAUCAUAACACAGCCCAUUGACCAUUGAGGAUAAUUGCUGAACAAGUUUUAUUUUAAAAAAACAUAUUUUGGAAUACUGUCUGUUGGUUCAAAGUUUGACUAGAAAGCUUUGAUUUGCAAUAAUUAUAUUGAUUUGUCAUGUUAAAUUUAAUCAUCCUCAGUUUUGAUUUAUUUAUUGUCAAAUGUAAUAUGUUUCAUGUUCUGAUAUGGAAGUAAGCCAUUCAGUAUAUAGUGGCUCUCAGAACAACCACAUCAAUCCCUUACUCUAACUUGCUUCCCUGUAACCUAUUCUCUGCCAUGUCCAUUUACUCCUCACCUUGUCCAAUUUCCCUACAAUUCGUCUAUAUUAGAUCAUUUGCAAUAGUUAAUUAACAUGCCAAUCAACAUGUCUUUCCAAUACGGGAGAAAAUGUCAUCUCUCGGAGAACAGAUAUCCAUGUCUUUAAGAACAUAAAUACUCUGCAUAGCACUGGAUGUCAGAAUUGAGUCUGGGCUACUAGAGUUAUCUGUUCCAUCGCUGUGACCCCUCCCCAGCUGUACCGUCACCACCUUUGUGCUGAGCUGAUAUUGAACUUUUCCCUUCUGUUUACUGAGAUGAAGGUAUGAGUUUAUGUCAUCCAGCCAUCUCACUAAAAGUUAAUUAGUACCGUUUAGAGUCUAGAUUUUUGAAAGUAAAAUACCCACAUGGCUCCACAUCAGAGCAAGAUGCGUUCUGUAGUAAUGACAAUGAGCCUACUCCAGAACUGGACUGAUUUAUUAAUCUAGUGGGGUCUGACCAGGGUCCUAUAUAGCUGCAACAUUACCUCUCAGCUCCUAAACUCAGUUCCAUGAUUGAUGAAGACCAAUACAACAUACGCCUUCUUAACCACAGAGUCAACCUGUGCAGCUGCUUUGAGUGUCCUAUGGAUUCAGACCCCAAAUUCCCUCUGAUUCUCCACACUGCCAAGAGUCUUACCAUUAAUACUGUAUUCUGCCAUCAUAUUUGACCUACCAAAAUGAACCACUUCACAUUUAUCUGGGUUGAACUCCAUCUGCCACUUCCUCAGGCCAGUUUUGCAUCCUAUCAGUGUCUCUCUGUAACCCCUGACAGCCGUCCACACUAUCCACAACACCUUCACCCUUUGUGUCAUCAGCAAACUUACUAACCCAUCCCUACACUUCCUCAUCCAGGUCAUUUAUAAAAAUCAUGAAGAAUAAGGGUCCCAGAAUAGAUCCCUUGAGGCACUCCACUGGUGACCGACCUCUAUGCAGAAUAUGACCCAUCUAUAAUCACUCUUUGUCUUUUUGUGGGCAAGCCAGUUCUGGAUCCACAAAACAAUGUCCCCUUGGAUCCCAUGCCUCCUUACUUUCUCAAUAAGCCUUGCAUGGGGUACCUUAUCAAAUACCUUGCUGAAAUGUAUACACUACAUCUACUGCUCCACCUUCAUCAAUGUGUUUAGUCACAUCCUCAAAAAAUUCAAUCAGCCUCAUAAGGCACGACCUGCCCUUGACAAAGUCAUGCUGACUACUCCUAAUCAUAUUAUACCUCUCCAAAUGUUCAUAAAUCCUGCCUCUCAGGAUCUUCUCUAUCAACUUACCAACCACCGAAGUAAGACUCACUGGUCUAUAAUUUCCUGGGCUAUCUCUACUCCCUUUCUUGAAUAAAGGAACAACAUCAGCAACCCUCCAAUCCUCCAGAACCUCUCCAGUCCCCAUUGAUGAUGCAAAGAUCAUUGCCAGAGGCUCAGCAAUCUCCUCUCUCGCCUCCCACAGUGGCCUGGGGUACAUCUCAUCUGGUCCCAGUGACUUAUCCAACUUGAUGCUUUCCAAAAGCUCUAGCACAUCCUCUUUAAUAUCUACAUGUUCAAGCCUUUCAGUCUGCUGCAAGUCUGAAAAUCAUGGUUGAUCUACCUCAGAACAAUCCUCCCGCACUAUCCCCAGAUCUCUUGAAAUCAAGCCACAAAUUGAUGCCUAUUCUGAAUGAACUCUGAACCUCCGCAUUUCAUUCUGGUAGAGACUUCCAAUGAUUAAACUACCUUUGAAUUAAGAAGUUUUCAUUUCAGUUCUAGGCUCUACACUCAGAAAAAUCCACCCUGUUUAAUCCUGUAAUACUUAGUAAAUUUCAAUGUCAUCUUUAAUUUUUUUUCUAAGCUGAAAAUACAAGCCAUUUCCAAUUGAUUUCCCAUUCCCAUUCUCACUUGUUGAUCCAUAGUCACCUCUACUGCCAUAACGCCAAACUCGGGCUGGAAGAGCAGCACUUCAUAUUUCAACAAAUAGAAUGAACGUCAAUUUCUCUGACUUCUGGGAAUUCCUCCUUCUCUCGUUCUCUUUUUUCCAUUCCCCAUUCUAGUUUCCAUCUUAACUGCCCAUCAUCUCCUUCCCUUUCAUCCAUUGUCCACAGUCCUAUCCUAAUCAUUUUUUUCUUCAGCCCUUCUUUCAUCUACCCUCUCCCUGUUUCUUAUUUCACCUCCUCCUCCCACCCACACCAUUUGAUUUGAGCUUAUGUCCCUUUCCUUUCCAGUACUGAUGAUGAGUCUCAGCCCAAAAUCAACAAUUUAUUCCCUUCCAUUGAUGCUGUUUGACUUCUUCACUUCCUCCAUCAUUUUGUGUGUGUUGAACACAAGCCAGGUCUGUUUAAUUCUACAAGCCAGGGAUCAAUUUAAUGAAUUGUCAUUACACUUCUGUGACAAGUAUAAAACCUCUUUUGGGAUAAGGAAAUCAGCAGUAGAUUUUGGAUAUUAUUUGCCAGUUAUACAUUGUAGGUUAGU
This is a messenger RNA of Hypanus sabinus (Atlantic stingray), 6700 nucleotides long. It is a transcript of the gene lrch2, whose product is annotated as leucine-rich repeats and calponin homology (CH) domain containing 2. Bases 27 to 2336 code for a protein of 769 amino acids. The record is from RefSeq and is a predicted model, not a curated record. Gene Ontology annotation, molecular function: protein binding. Lineage: Eukaryota; Metazoa; Chordata; Chondrichthyes; Myliobatiformes; Dasyatidae. The transcript has 22 exons.